Messenger RNA from Anopheles darlingi, 1998 nucleotides. RefSeq lists its product as uncharacterized. Gene Ontology annotation, molecular function: ligand-gated monoatomic ion channel activity. NCBI's taxonomy places the organism in Eukaryota, Metazoa, Arthropoda, Insecta, Diptera, Culicidae. The transcript is spliced from 4 exons. Gene Ontology annotation, cellular component: membrane. The record is from RefSeq and is a predicted model, not a curated record. The coding region runs from base 1 to 1998 and encodes 665 amino acids.
AUGUCAUCGAUUAUCCUCAGACAGAGUCCUAUAAAUGUAGACCUGACGAGGCGACCUUUCUAUCUGGUUAUCGAAGAGGAUAUAUCACCUACACUCAGUGUCUUGAUACGGUUCAUUAUUGUCAAGUACUACACAAGGUAUUACAGCUUCUGCAGCAUCGGACAUGACUUCUUGACCGACGUAACUAUGGCACGUAUAAAACUAGAUGCCACAGGAUCGGAUUUGAGCUACCGCCGUUUACAGCUGGCCAUCGAUAACGGCUGCCAGGCCUUUGUAGUGGAUGAACCGGGUAUACUAUGGUUUCUGGAUCAGUAUGUUCCGGCGCACCACAGCUCACAGCAACGAUCAAUGGACAAAAGUGUGCUGCUCCUAGUAACGAAGAGCAACAGUGUUACCAUGCUAAAGCUUAUUUCUCAACAUGUGUCCCUGAGAGGUAUUCCAGAUGCUUACUUGGCAGCGUUUCUGGAAUACAACCAAGACAUAACGAUAUUGAUCGAUUCAUUUCUGAUUCUAGACAUCCUUAAUGUCCUAAUAAUCGCGUACAAUGCUGAGAAUUUACGUCCGGAUCGGUUGUACACCACACUUAUCUCCUUCGCGGGAGUACAGCAAGCCAAUCUGAAUCAUCGGACAUCACUCCGGAACAUCAGGGUCGAUUGGAAGAACUGGAAAACAACUCAAUUUUUUCCCGACAAAUUGGCUGAUCUUCAGGGAUUCGACCCGGGCUUGGGCAAUGCAUACGAUUCAGAUACAGGAGAACGUUCUAUUUGGUUGGACGGUACUGAUCUGAGGCUUUUGGUAUCCUUCUGCGAUCGGCGAAACUGUAACAUUCUCGUCUUUACCGAAGAUGAGGACGAGUGGGGUACAGUUUACGCAAAUGGCAGUGGAAACGGAGCAAUGGGAGGUGUAGCAGAGCGUCGUACAGAUCUGGCCCUCGGAUCCAUAUGUUACUGGCUAGGACCAUACAACUUCACUGAUUAUACGAUGAGCAUUAGCGGUUCGGGAGUAACGCUGCUAGUACCAAGACCUCAUAUGCUCCCGUUUUGGUAUACUCCUUUUCUCUCGUUCUCCGGUGUACUCUGGGUGGCUGUACUUUGCACCUUAUUUGCCGGCAUCGGUGCUGCUUGGUAUAUCGGAUACUUCCGAUAUCGCUUGCUCACAUCAUGCAACGUGGAACAACAGAUUCAGAACGUGGCGGAGCAGCUUUCGUUUAGCGAUGCAAUCCUCAUGGUCGUCGGAUUCUUCGUCGCACAAUCCGCCUCGAUCCGCACAGAUUUGUGGUCGUGUGUGAUACUGUUUGCGUCCCUUCUGUUGGCCGGCUUUAUGGUGAGCAAUUGCUACAGCGCAGGACUGGCUAGCGUAAUGACGGUGCCACAGUACGAACAAUCCAUCGACACAGUGAUCGAGUUUGCCCAAAGCGGACUCCAAUGGAUUAGUCCAACAGAUAUCGUUUUGUAUGCAAUAUCUAGUUCGACGGAGCCUCAUAUGAAGAAAAUUGCGUCCUCCAUCGUAUUGGUCACGAGUGCUCGGACAAUGCAGUAUGCCCGCCAAGGACGGUUCGGGUUUAUUAUCGCACGAGCGCAGUAUGGCAAUUUUGCGCCGAGUCAUUUCCUUGAGCGAAAUACAUCCAAGCUGUAUCAGAAGCUGCUAGACGAUAUGUACUAUCAAAACUGUGCGGCAAUUAGCACCAAAACUAACCCACUGUUAGCUCAUCUGAACGACUACAUACUGCGCGUGCAGCAGUCGGGCAUCCUGUACUACUGGGGCAGCAUAGUCGGCAUGCGAUACCAACCAACGGACGUGUUCCGUAACAUCGAGAAUGCACGGCAACAUCAUCACCUCGGCGAUGGAGCGAUUCGUCUCCAAAUUGGUCAUUUUAUUGGAGCAUUUUUCAUUCUGGGUUACGGUUUGCUCUGUGCCGGGUUUAUCUUUCUGUUGGAAGUCUGGGGCACCGAGGUGAUUAGCCGUUUGAAGCGGAAGGUACGGUCGAUAGGUUUCUAG